UUUUGCCUUUACAUGCUGUAAUAUCUCAUAUCUCAUAUCCCAUAACUAAGUGAGGUAAAGAAUUAACAGUGACUCUGGGCUCAGGGCAGUGUACACUAUAAACACAGACGCAAAGACUGACAGAACAAAGACUAUCCUGUCGUAAAAGGUGAUUGCCUUCAUAUCUAUCUCCUAACACUGUUGUAUAAAUGAGGAACAGCUAUCAUGGACAAAGAGAGGAGUCCAUAGACCCGGCCUCGGGUGAGGAAACAACAAAGUCAAUGAAUGGCAUGGGAGGAUCCCAACAACAAAGGAUGAAAGGAUAUGUGUUUACACCCUCAAGGUGUCAGAACAGGUUUCAGACCUUGGGAACAAAUGUCAGAUAUGGAAGUGACUGUCUGUGCAACACUGCCACCCACAGGACAUCUUAAACAUCAUUAGUUGAUCUACACUGCCAUCUACAGGACACUACUAACUUGGAGGUUUCCAUGGCUCAUCAUAUGACAUCGACUUGAUUGGCUGGGACUGUCUUUUGGGUGUGGCUAUCCUGGGAAAAGUGUAGUAUGCUUGUUUGAAUGGUCUUCCUUAUGUGUAUAUAAAGAGCAUUGUAAAUCCCUUGUUAGUUAGUCACUUUCCACUCCCUUCCAUUGCAUCCUUCCCUAUCCCUUUCUACCUCCCUCCAUGUUAGUUAGUUCCCUUUUUAUGUUAUACCUUUUAGUUCCUUUGUAAAUAAAUACCACUUAUUUAAAGAUCAGUCUGUCUCAAGUCAUUAGCCUGGCACCUCAAAAUAGAGCAGAUCCAACAUAUUGGCACCCCAGAUUUGAGGAUUUCAACUAAACCCAUCAUCCUAAGGAAAAGGAAUCUGCUUGGCUGAGAAGAUUUGAGAAGCCUGAGACUGACGCGUUAAAGGUCUGACCAGAAAAGAAAGCCUGGAGCCUAACACAGUGGAAAGAAGUUAAGGAACACUUUAAGUAAGGUAGUAAGGUCAGUUAUUGUGUAGAAACUAAGGUAUAGUUUGUUGUUGUUGUGAAGUUUAGUGUUUUGUUUGUGUAAGUAAUUGUUUGUAGUGUGUAUUGUUUGUUGUAAACAUGGAAUUUGUUGAAAGAUAUGUAAACAAAUAUGCUUCAGCUGAUUACAAUUCAUGUGCAGAUGAGUCUUUGACACAUCAGUUUAAAAGUCUACUGACACAGUGUCAAAGUUACAACAAUAAAGUAAAAUGUAAUCAUCUUGCAAAAAUGGUAAAGAAAAUUAAAAUGGCCAAUGAAAUAUUAGCAUUAUUAAAGAUGAAAGUUAUUGCUGAGAAUAAGGCAGAACAGUGGAGAAAUGAGAAGGUCCAGUUUAGAGAAGACUUGGAAAAGUUUGGUGAGUCACUUAUUGUAGCAGCUAGCACUUCAGAAGAGCAUAUUUCAGAAUUAGAAGAACUGAGGGAGAAGGUAGAACUGUUAGCUAAACAGAAUGAUUUGUUAGAAGAAAAGUUGAAGGAUUGUGAGGAGAGGUGCAGGCUCAGAGAACAAGAGGUGAUAUCUUUAGAAAGCAAGGCUGGAUAUGAACUAAAUGUCCCAGUAAGUGUCUGCCCUGUUACUGAGCAAGAGAUAAAAGAUGCAGAACAAGGUAUAAGACCACAAACAUUACCUAGUCCAACUCUCUUUAGCCCCCAAUCAGAAUGUGCUAGACAACGGAUCGAUAAUACAUAUGUGCCAACUGAUAAUAAUAUUCAUUCAAACUCAGCAGCACUGAAAAUACAAGAGGUUAUAAGUUUGACCCAGAUAUUGGGAACGUUUGACACUAAUUUAUCCCCUAUUACCCUUUCCAAUAAAUUGGAAGCUGUGGUCAAACAAUAUAACCUUGGAAAUAAAGAUGCAUGUGCCUUGCUUAGAGCAUGGCUCCCAUAUCAGUUGGCUGCAGAACUUAGGCCUCCGGUUGGUAAGCACAUUGGGACAUUGUCCAAUAUCAAUGAAAAUUGGGGAAGUACCACUGAAAGGUUAAGAGAGUUGCAAAGGAUUUUGGGUGGGCGUGAUAUAAGAGGUACAAAUGCAUUGGAGAAUGCAAGGUAUAGGAAAGGAGAUGAUCCAAUGUUAUUUUGCACUGAUUAUCUCUCCCUAUAUAAAGUUGUAUUCAACUGCCCUGAUAUGUUGCCAGAUGAGCCCAAUUUCCUCUACUCAAUGGCAAAUAAAUGUAAUGUUGAUUACAACACAAGAACUGCCCUUAGGUAUGCCACCUCAUACAACAACUUUAUAAAUACACUUAGGGAUUGGUCUCAGGAGUCUUUUGAAUUCCAGAGACAUAUUUCUGUUGCUUCUAAAAACAACCAAAGCAGGAGAUUUCCACGGAAAUGUUACAGUUGUGGUAAGUAUGGUCAUAUUGCUCGAUUUUGCAGAACUUCUGCCAAUCAGCAUGAUACUUACCCAAUCCAUUCAAUACAGAGACAAGAGGGGGAUGCACAGGAAAAUCUAAAUGAUUAUCUCCUAGACCAUAGCCCUCCCUCAGAGCCUGAAACUGUUGUCUCCUCUGAUAACAUAGACACAGGUUCCAGUAGUGCAGGAGAUCAAAAAGAGAGCCAAAAUGAGCCCAAAAGGGAAUUUCACACACCUCCCUGUAAAACAGGAAAAGAAGGGACAACUGCCCCACCCUUUAUGCCUUGGGUGAACAUUCCACUGUGGCUUUACAGCAGUUGGUCUCACAUUGCUAUGCAAAUGCUAAUGGCCAAUUUAGCACAGUUUGCCCAGGGUGUACCAAACACAAAUUUGCCUGUUUUCUAAUGACAAGGAAUGUGAUGGAAUUAAAACUAGAUAUGGCCAUGACCACUGUAUAAUGGAUAUGUACUAUGUUAUUUGUAAUGUUAUGUAUAUUAAUUAUAUGUAUGUUUCUUUUUCAGAGUACUAGUGGAAGAACGAUUGUCCAUUUAUCCAGUAAAAUGAAGAAGAUACUGUGAUUUUAAAAUUGAUUUUUUUUUUCAACAGGUUGUAGAUUUGUUUUAAGGAGCACAGCACCUGAUGAUUUUGUGUCUUACACUAAAUAACCCUGAUUAACUGGAUAACUGUUUUUAAAACCACGUGGUACAAUCAAUGAGCUCAAUAGUAAAAUAAUUGUUUGCAAACAAUUUAAAAAACAAUAUUUAAACUCAAUAACAUCUCUUCACAAUACUGGUUUCCUUGGUAUAUUAUUAACUUUAUUGUCCACAGGUAUUUGUUUUUGUUCAUGUAUUUGUAUUGUUAAAUGUAAAUGUGUUUAUCUUUGUUUUACAUGUUGUCUCUGUUUAGUGUUUUGUGUUAGUUUGUAUACAGUAUUAGUACCUUCAUUGUUUUAUCAAAACACUGCUUAAAAUAGCAGACCGUGUAAUUUUGAAUUUUUUUUUUUUUUUUUCCAAUUUUUUUUUGCUCUCUACUUGCAUAAUGGUACCUACGUUUUUCGGUACCAAAUGGGGGGUGAUCAUAGUUUUUCUUUCCUAAAGCCCAUCAAAAGAUGCAGUAGAUACAUGAAAAUGUUUUUACAAUUUUUUUAUUGUUAUUUUUGUUUUUUUGCAGCUUUCAUUUUAUAUCAUUUUAUAUUAUUUUUUUAACUGAAUGUACUGAACAGAUAAUAAUGCUAAGCAUAUGGUCCUGCUCUUGCUCUUUUAUUUCCAGGAUCCAUGAAACUACAUAGAAAACAAAAUGUGGGCCCUGGAUCAACUGAGUUUGGUUAUGUUUUGAAGGGCAAAUGUGUUUAGAACUUUUGAAUUUUAUUAAGACAGGUUUCAGAACAGCAUUACUCACACAUUGUUCAGGUUAAAUGGAAUACAUAGGGCACAACUUUCUUCUUAGAAUAAGUAUGUUUAUGUGUAUAUAUAUAUAGCAAUAUAAGUAUGUUAUUUAUGUUUUAGUUAAUGAUGUGUUUCGUUGGUUAUACAUAGUGCAUUUGCAUAUAAAGUUAGAAGGCAUUAUGCAGAUAAAAAUAACAUUAAUUUAAGAAUAUGCAGACUAGCAAACAAAUGUCUGUAUUAUACAGAGUUUAAUUUGGUGUUAUGCUACAUGGAAUGUACAUGUAUAUAAGGUGCAGUGUUUGGUGGUAUUGACAACCUAUGUUAUUUCCUUGUAUCUUAUCAUGUGUGAAUGAGAGUGAAUGGUGCAAAGUUGUCUGUUCCCUGCCCAAGGAUGUUACACCGAUAUAGCCACAAGUCCGAAGAGGUUCUUCCAAUGCUUUCAUGGUGUGUCCUUCAGACACAAAUGGGGGAAUGUAAUAUCUCAUAUCUCAUAUCCCAUAACUAAGUGAGGUAAAGAAUUAACAGUGACUCUGGGCUCAGGGCAGUGUACACUAUAAACACAGACGCAAAGACUGACAGAACAAAGACUAUCCUGUCGUAAAAGGUGAUUGCCUUCAUAUCUAUCUCCUAACACUGUUGUAUAAAUGAGGAACAGCUAUCAUGGACAAAGAGAGGAGUCCAUAGACCCGGCCUCGGGUGAGGAAACAACAAAGUCAAUGAAUGGCAUGGGAGGAUCCCAACAACAAAGGAUGAAAGGAUAUGUGUUUACACCCUCAAGGUGUCAGAACAGGUUUCAGACCUUGGGAACAAAUGUCAGAUAUGGAAGUGACUGUCUGUGCAACACUGCCACCCACAGGACAUCUUAAACAUCAUUAGUUGAUCUACACUGCCAUCUACAGGACACUACUAACUUGGAGGUUUCCAUGGCUCAUCAUAUGACAUCGACUUGAUUGGCUGGGACUGUCUUUUGGGUGUGGCUAUCCUGGGAAAAGUGUAGUAUGCUUGUUUGAAUGGUCUUCCUUAUGUGUAUAUAAAGAGCAUUGUAAAUCC
Messenger RNA from Xenopus laevis (African clawed frog), 4768 nucleotides. RefSeq names its product posterior protein-like (gene post14.L). The coding region runs from base 1068 to 2738 and encodes 556 amino acids. NCBI's taxonomy places the organism in Eukaryota, Metazoa, Chordata, Amphibia, Anura, Pipidae. The transcript is spliced from 2 exons. The record is from RefSeq and is a predicted model, not a curated record.